GACCUAGGGAUAGAAGUGGCCAUGUUGGCCAAACUCAGGCGCAAAUAGUACACUCUGCUGCCGUGCAGACGGAAAACAUAGCGGUCAUUGUCGUCGGUUGUAUCAGAAACGAGUGACGAAAGACUUUUCCCCGUAUAGUUGGCGAGCUUGGUGAACAGCGUUCUUGUCUCGUCUGGAAGGUGAAAAUGCUCAGUAUCUCAUGCGCGAGGAAAAGAAGCAGAUGAUCGCACUAACCUUCGGUGAGUUGACGCAUCUUGAAACUUUUUGGCAAUUCGCGAUGCCGAAAUUCAGAUACUGAAAAGUCGCAAGAGUGAAACCUGCUGGCUAUCAAGAACCGAAUAUCCUUGAAAGUCAAAAAAUCUACGGAGAGUAGGCGGUGGAGCGGUAGCUUUUACCCGCUGGGUCCUAGCGCCGCAGAAAAAAAAAUAAGUCAACCCGCGCAGCGAACUUGCACGACCCCAGAGAAAUACCCCAGGCACGUCAAGAUGGCUCCUGGACGCACAAUCAAACGGAGACGGGUUAGCCCUCCUGGAGAUGAAGAAAAUGUUUCCAAAUCCUCGGGUGGCGCAUCCGUGAGCGAUUUCUACAGCCAUGCCGCCGAAUGGGACCUCGAACAGGACUAUGAGCGCCGGCCGCGCAAAUUAGGCAAGAAAGACAAGGAACGAACCAGGUUGCCUAUCAAAACGGCAGAAGGUCUACAGAAUGUGGAGGAGCCAGAACCUGAGGCGGAAGAAUCUGACAGCUUUCUGGGUACCGAUGACGACGAGGAGAUGGAAGAUGCGAACCCCGAUGACGAAGAGGACGAGGAGGAGGCCGAAGAGACACCCAAGAUCCCAAUGAAGCAACAAAUCCUUCAAGCCAAGGAGGAUCUCGCAAGAAUCGCCACGCUUAUCAACGAAGAUCCCGAGGAGCAUCUCCCCCUGUUCAAAACGAUGGCCGAAAUGGUGGAUAAGGGAGCACAUGUUGCGAUUCAGAAACUGGCCCUCGCAUCGCAGGCUGCGGUGUACAAAGACGUGAUCCCUGGAUACCGGAUUCGCCCUCUCAGUGAAGAAGACAUGUCCGCGAAAGUCUCCAAGGAUGUGCGCAAGCUUCGGUCGUUCGAACAAACUCUCGUCACGAACUAUAAGCAUUACGUUCAAAAGCUGGCGGAACUUACGAAACCGGCCAAGAAGGAUGGUGUCCAGGUGGAUUCAGGAUUGAAGAGCAUUGCGAUCAACUGCGCUUGCAACCUGCUCCUUUCUGUACCCCAUUUCAACUUCCGUACCGAGCUCCUGAAGAUUCUCGUCAACCGCCUCGCCCGGAGGCAAGUGGAUGCCGAUUUCGUCAAGUGCCGCGAGACAAUGGAGGAAGUCUUCACAAAGGAUCAGGAUGGAGUUGUGUCGCUUGAGGCUGUCCGCAUGCUGUCGAAGAUGAUGAAAGCGAAGGAAUUCCGCGUACAUGAGAGUGUGCUGGAUAGCUUCCUCCAUCUCCGUCUGCUCUCUGAAUUCUCCCGCAAGGCAUCAAGAGACAGGAUUGAUCGCGAGGAACCGGAGGAGGCGACGCAGCUCGGUAAAAAGCCAAAGCAGAAGCGGGAGUUCCGCACCAAGAAGGAACGCAAGGUCCUAAAGGAGCGCAAAGCUGUCGAGAAGGAUAUGAAGGUGGCUGAUGCCUUGGUCUCCCACGAGGAACGGGACAAGAAUCAGGCAGAAACACUGAAGCUUGUCUUUGGCAUCUACUUCCGCAUCCUGAAACUCCGCAUCCCAACUCUCAUGGGUCCUGUUCUCGAGGGUCUGGCCAAAUACGCCCACUUGAUCAACCAGGACUUCUUCGGUGACCUGCUUGAAGCUCUCAAAGACCUGAUAGGGCAUGCCGAUCAAGACGCGGAGGAGGAAGAGGAGGAGGCAGAAGAUACCGACGACAUGGAACCAGCGACGACGCGCGACACGCACCGGGAGGCUCUCCUCUGUACCGUCACUGCCUUUGCCCUUCUGGAAGGACAAGACGCUAGCAAAGCAGCAGGUGCACUGCACCUGGACCUGAGUUUCUUCGUCAAACACCUCUACCGCUCUCUCUACACCCUCUCCAUUAACCCCGAUGUCGAAUACAACCCCGAUAAAUCCCUCCGACUUCCCGACCCGAAUUCCGCCGAAGCCAACACGACGUGGCGACCCAGGAAGAAGGUCAACUUCCAGACGCCCACGGUGCUUCUCCUCCGUUGUCUGCAAUCUACCCUUCUGUCUCGUGCACACGGCAUAGCCCCUCCGGUCCGACUCGGCAGUUUCUCCAAGAGACUCAUGACGACCUCGCUUCAGCUGCCCGAGAAGUCGGCUCUUGCGACUCUGUCGCUCAUGAGCCAGGUCGCCAAGCACCACGCCCGUCGGAUCGCCUCCUUGUGGCACAGUGACGAGCGCAAGGGGGACGGUGUUUACAAUGCGUAUGCGCCAGAUAUCGAGGCCACCAACGUCUUCGCGGGGACAAUAUGGGAAGGCGAGUUAUUGCGCCAGCAUUACUGUCCUCAGAUCCGAGACGCUGCUCUAGAUAUCGAGAAGAUGAUUGCGACACGGAAAUAGUGCAUUGUUAUUUAGCGGGUUAAUUUUCAAAGUUUUCAUUACGGUCCACGCCGUUUCUUAAGUCCAUAACCAUCCCUUCCAUCACGAGCAAGAUUUACUCCUCCUUUACUUGCAUAGACCUCCGAUUCCCGGUAAAGAAAACAUUCGCA
Messenger RNA from Aspergillus ibericus CBS 121593, 2698 nucleotides. Its product is annotated as nuclear export protein Noc3. The coding region runs from base 486 to 2549 and encodes 687 amino acids. Gene Ontology annotation, cellular component: nucleolus. Lineage: Eukaryota; Fungi; Ascomycota; Eurotiomycetes; Eurotiales; Aspergillaceae. Gene Ontology annotation, molecular function: chromatin binding. The transcript has a single exon. Gene Ontology annotation, biological process: DNA replication initiation. The record is from RefSeq and is a predicted model, not a curated record.